AUGGCAGAGCUUCUGCAAUUGAUGGUGAUGCUGGUGGUGGUGGUGAUAGUGGAAAUGAUGGUGAUAGGGACAGUGGUGGUAAAUGUUGGUGGUGGUGACAGUAGUGGUGGUGGUGGUGGUGACAGUGAUGACGGGUGGCGACAAUGGACAGCUACAGUGAUCCACCUGAACCAGCAGGAGAGGGUCGUCAGCAAGUCCCAGAUGUUAAUCAUGGUGCAGAUAAUUAAUGACAUGGAUGAACUGAAACAGUUGUUAAAAGCUGCUGGGAGCAGGCUUGUGGUGGUGGAGUUCUCAGCAAAGUGGUGUGGCCCCUGCAAAAUGGUUGGCCCCAUUUUCCAGGCAAUGUCUCUAAAAUACCAAAACGUCAUGUUUGCUAGUGUGGAUGUGGACUCAUCUAAGGAACUGACUCAACUUUGUGACAUCAAAGCAGUACCCACAUUUCAGAUGUUCAAGCACACCCAAAAGAUUUUUGAAUUUCACGGAGCUGAUGCUAAAAAACUGGAAUUGAAGAUUCAAGAGCUAAUGUGA
This is a messenger RNA of Phodopus roborovskii (desert hamster), 528 nucleotides long. RefSeq names its product thioredoxin domain-containing protein 8. The transcript is spliced from 6 exons. Lineage: Eukaryota; Metazoa; Chordata; Mammalia; Rodentia; Cricetidae. The record is from RefSeq and is a predicted model, not a curated record. The coding region runs from base 1 to 528 and encodes 175 amino acids.